Polistes dominula (European paper wasp) is the source of this 1392-nucleotide messenger RNA. RefSeq names its product peroxisomal biogenesis factor 16 (gene Pex16). Gene Ontology annotation, cellular component: peroxisomal membrane. Gene Ontology annotation, biological process: peroxisome organization. The record is from RefSeq and is a predicted model, not a curated record. NCBI's taxonomy places the organism in Eukaryota, Metazoa, Arthropoda, Insecta, Hymenoptera, Vespidae.
UUUCGAUGCAUCGAUGUAUAUCGUGUAAUUCUAGGUUGGUAAGAUGGUUGAUUACAUCUUUCAGUUUAUUUGUCAAUGUUUGUCGUCCAAUUUAGAAAGAUAAAUUAUUGGACAGUCAUCUUGUCAGUCACUUGGGUUGUCAAGUUGAUCGUAAAUAUUAAAGUUCAAUUAGGAACAAAAUAUAGAGCGAAAUUUUCAUUUGAUCAUUCAUGAAGAUACAUAUACAUAUAUAUAUACACAAAAGGUUUAUUUAUUUUUGAAUAAACAAUAACUUGAUUAGUUAUUAAAAGAUAACUUCUAAUUAAACCAAUCAUUCUAAUCAAUCUAAUCAGUCUAAUCAAUCAUGAAUGCCAUCAAUUCAAGAUUUUCUAAAUUGAUUCUAUCUUAUAAACAUUGGGUGCAAUGUAAUCCACAAUUACUGGCUGACUUGGAGAGUACAGUAAGAUUUUUUUCUUACUUUACAGCCGGUCGAUAUAACAAUUCUACGUUAGCAUCUGAACUUAUUUAUUCCAUACCAAAUUUAAUUGAAUUGUUUAAUGAUUUAUUGAUAUCCAGUGGUAAAUAUAUGAAUUCGAAGAUACCAGAGUUGCAAUUAAAAAUAAAAAUCUGGUUAACUGUGUUAGAGUAUACGGAAGCUUUAUUCGAGGUAUCUGCCCAUAGAAUUUGGGGAAAAUCUGGAAAAUGGCUUAUUAUUGUGUUUAUACAAAUAUUUAAAGCUGUAAUGAGAUUGUAUUUGAUACAUGUUUACAAAGAAAACGUAAUUGAAAGUCCUUCCAUUAAGCCGCUUAAUAAGAAGAAAAUAAACCAAACAUACGACAAAGAUAUUAAAAUGAAAGAAGGAUUUCAAUUGAAACGAAGUGGUAUUGUAGUCAGGAGUAUUAAAACUUCUAGAUCUAUAGAAACAAGAAUUUGGACACCAAUAUCGUCCAUGAAAGAUGAAAACGAAAACGUUGAUAAUGCUUUUAUAUCUAAACGAAUGUUAACGUUGGCAGAGACUCUUUAUAUAGUAAAACCAUUGUUUCAUCUUUGUUGUUUAUCUGCAACUGGAAAAAUGAAUUGGCAACCAUGGUUUUUGUCUUUAAUUAUUGAUUUAUUUAGUUUACAGUUAUUUAAUCAUUAUGGACAAGCAGUUGCGCUUAAUACAGAAGAAUGGAAUGAAAUUUAUCAAAGAAAAUUAAGUAUACUGUUAUAUAUUUUACGUUCCCCUUUUUAUGAUAAUUACAGUCGUCUUAAAAUAAUAGCAAUGUUAAACAUAUUAUCUAGAAAAGUGCCUUUGGCUAAACUUUUAACAGAACCGAUACAAAAAUAUUUACCACACUGGCAACAGAUGUAUUUUUAUAUGUGGUCACGUUAACAAAUAUCCACAUCAUUUGCAUAAAAAAAAAAAAAAAA